This is a messenger RNA of Misgurnus anguillicaudatus (oriental weatherfish), 2077 nucleotides long. Its product is annotated as aldehyde dehydrogenase, mitochondrial. NCBI's taxonomy places the organism in Eukaryota, Metazoa, Chordata, Actinopteri, Cypriniformes, Cobitidae. The record is from RefSeq and is a predicted model, not a curated record. Gene Ontology annotation, molecular function: oxidoreductase activity, acting on the aldehyde or oxo group of donors, NAD or NADP as acceptor.
CAAAGUCAAAUGUAGAAAAAAUUGCAUGCAUACGUAAACACGUUACAAUCAUAGUUUUAUAGCAAUGCUUGUACGGAUUUGUUCAAGGAUCUGGCAACCUCACAGACGAGAGUAUUUACUAGCGUUUCCGUUCUAAGUCCGAUUAAAGCCAGCGACCUGCAUUAAAAUGCUGCCCACGGUAUUUCGGCGAACUUUCCCGCAAGUGUAUCGCGUCUCCGCGUGCAGAAAUUUAACGAUUCCUGCACCCAACACCCAACCAGACGUCCACUACAACAAGAUUUUCAUUAACAAUGAAUGGCAUGAUGCAGUAAGCAAGAAAACUUUCCCCACCAUCAAUCCUGCGACUGGUGAAGUUAUCUGUCAUGUCGCAGAGGGCGAUAAGGCGGAUGUGGACAAAGCUGUUGAGGCUGCUAAAAAUGCCUUUAAGCUCGGGUCUCCGUGGCGACGCAUGGAUGCAUCUCAGCGUGGACAUCUCCUGAACCGAUUGGCCGACUGCAUUGAGAGAGAUUCGGCUUAUUUAGCGGAGCUAGAGACUCUUGACAAUGGGAAACCAUACGCAAUCUCCUACUGUGUUGAUGUCCCCAUGGUGGUCAAAUGCCUCAGGUAUUUUGCCGGCUGGGCAGACAAAUGGCAUGGGAUGACCAUUCCAGUUGAUGGGGAUUACUUUUGUUACACAAGACAUGAACCCGUUGGAGUGUGUGGCCAAAUUAUUCCUUGGAACUUCCCAUUGUUGAUGCAGGCGUGGAAGCUCGGCCCUGCCCUGGCUACAGGGAACACGGUUGUGAUGAAGGUGGCGGAGCAGACGCCUCUCACUGCCCUUUAUGUCGCCAAUCUUAUCCAAGAGGUGGGAUUCCCUGCUGGUGUUGUUAAUAUCGUCCCAGGAAUGGGUCCUACGGCAGGGGCAGCCAUCUCAUCUCACAUGGACGUUGACAAAGUGGCAUUUACCGGCUCCACUGAUGUCGGUCAGCUUAUCCAGCAAGCAUCUGCCAACAGUAAUCUCAAGAAAGUGACAUUGGAGCUGGGCGGAAAGAGCCCUAACAUCAUUUUAUCAGAUGCUAAUAUGGAGAACGCGGUUGAGCAGUCCCAUCUUGCCCUCUUCUUCAACCAGGGACAGUGUUGUUGCGCAGGCUCUCGUACGUUUGUGCAGGAGAGCAUCUACGAUGAGUUUAUGGAGAGGAGCGUAGAGAAAGCCAAGAAGAGGGUUGUGGGAGAUCCCUUUGACUUGAAAACCGAGCACGGACCCCAGGUGGAUGACAAACAGUUCCAGAAGAUUCUGGGUUACAUCGGCAGCGGAAAACGCGAGGGAGCCAAGCUGAUGUGCGGUGGUGGCGCGGCAGCCGACCGCGGUUACUUCAUCCAGCCGACUAUCUUUGGUGACGUUCAGGAUAACAUGACAAUUGCCCGCGAGGAGAUUUUUGGUCCAGUGAUGCAGAUUUUGAAGUUCAAGUCUUUAGAGGAAGUUAUCGAGAGAGCCAAUGACAGUAAAUAUGGCCUUGCAGCAGCUGUUUUCACCAAAGACAUUGACAAGGCCAACUAUGUCUCCAGCGGUCUGCGUGCUGGCACUGUGUGGGUUAACUGCUACAACGUGUUCGCGACUCAGGCUCCCUUCGGAGGCUAUAAGGCUUCAGGAAUUGGUCGUGAGCUGGGACAGUAUGUACUGGACAACUACACAGAGGUCAAAACGGUUAUCACUAAGGUUCCUCAAAAAAAUUCCUAAAUGGAUGAAAUAUCUGAAGAAGCAGCUAUAUGCUAUAUAUAGGUGCAUAGUCUCUUACACUCAUAAAAAACUAUGAAACACUUAUAUCACCAUUAUAAUCACUUAUAAGUGCUUUUGCAAACAGUAUUGCUCUAUAUGAUUUUCAAUCUGAAAAAAAGUAUAUAUAAAAUGUGUUUUGGGCUGUUUUUAUUCAGACGCACUUAAAAGGUUUUUCAUCUAAGCUGCUCUUAUAUAAUAUGUUUAUUUGCAUGAAUACAUACAUACAAUUUUCUAUUCAUUAUCUUAAUGCACAUGUAAGUGUCUAUUUUUCUAUUUGCUAUUUUGCAGGAAGAAAAAAAUAAAAGAAUGUCAUACACUAAC